This is a messenger RNA of Cylindrotheca closterium, 1905 nucleotides long. NCBI's taxonomy places the organism in Eukaryota, Bacillariophyta, Bacillariophyceae, Bacillariales, Bacillariaceae. The record is from the annotation of a GenBank genome assembly.
AUGUCGUCGUCAAAAUUGGCAAUUCUUACAGCAUCACUUUGUGUGAUGAUGAUACUUCUAAAGUUGGAUUCUUGUCAAUCCUUCUCCCCCCUGAGUCAUCCACACAAUACUCGCAGUUCGGAUUCCAUCACUCGACUUGCCUACUCUUCUCCUUCGAGACGAUCAUACAGACAAAAGAAUUCGUUUGAUUCAAAUGACCGCGGCUUUGAUGAUGAUGACGAAUGGACGGAAAAUAGACCGUCACGACGCGGGGACUAUGAUUCUUCUGGUGGUACACGAGAUGCGCCCAUCAGAGGCAGGGAUGAUUCUUCCAGGAAAGAUGCAUCCCGAGGAGGUAUCAGCCGCGACCGCAACAACAAGAGUAACAAUCGCGGACAAAAGAAUGGUCGCUUCGAUCGUAAUUAUGAUCGUCGUGGUGGGAGAGACGAUGGUUCCAGAAACCAACGAGACUUGCGAAAAGAGACGGACGCGAUUCGGCAACAGCGACCACCACAAGAAGCAGAAACCAUCACAGACACAAAUGCUCACUUUUACAGCAAGAAAACACUCACAGACCCGUCGUUGGGCGUAGAUCAAGAAAUGUUCAUGAAGCUUUGCAGAGGUGCUGAAAUUACGCGACCAUCGAGAAUACAGUCCCUCGCAUGGCCCCAGAUUUUGAGUGGAGCACAUACCAUUGUCGCGGAUCAAACCGGGAGUGGCAAGACCCUGGGAUAUUUGUUGCCUUUAUUACAACGAGCCUUGCAAACACCUUCGGACAAGAAUCUAUUGGGGGCGCCCAAGGUUCUCGUGCUAGCACCUACCGCCGAACUGGCCGAUCAACUUCGAGUGGUCUGCGACAAGAUUGCCCAAACGGUUCCAUUCAAGACCAUGGUCGUGACUGCCAAUGGAAAGAUGAAAACAUCGAUUCGGGAUCAAAUUCGGAUCAUUCAACGUCAACCCAUUGAUGUCAUGAUAUCGACGCCUGGUAGAAUUUCCACCAUUCUUCGGACUCGGAACUCGGGGUUGGACUUGUCACAGCUUCAAGCCAUUGUGUUGGACGAAGUUGAUAUUUUGCUGAUCGACGAAACCUUUGGACCACAACUGCGAACCGUUGGAGCCGCAGCACCUCUGGAAAAAACUCAGUUUGUAUUUGUGACUGCGACCCUUCCCGACUCGAUUGUCCAAACGGUGGAGCGAGAAUUUAAGGGGGUUGUCCAAGUCCGAGGACCUGGAUUGCAUCGAGUGGCACCAACCGUCAAGGAAAACCUAGUCGAUGUAUCCGUACCAUCCGCCCAGAACAGAGACGCCGACAUUUGUUUUGAUGUCAAGGCCAAACAGUUGUUAAAGGCGCUGCGGCUGAACCGAUGCCGUAGAACCUUGAUCUUCUGCAAUACCGUCGAAUCCUGUCGUUCUGUGGAAAACUUGUUGAACCGCAAGGAUCGUCGGGGUCAAGUCUUUGAUGUGGGAGCAUAUCACAAUGCUAUGACUCCAGAAGCGAGAAACAGGAAUUUGGAUCGAUUUUCCAAGGGCCGAUAUGGUACCACUGACGAGGACGACAAGGUGGAUUAUGUGCUAGUUUGUACCGAUCGGGCUGCCAGAGGCGUCGACUUUGACGCUUCCCCUGUCGAUCACGUGGUGAUUUUUGAUUUCCCCAAGGACCCUGCAGAGUAUGUGCGCCGAGUCGGACGUACUGCCAGAGCUGGAAGAGCUGGUGCUAGUACCGUAUUUGCCUUUGGAUGGCAAUUGCCUAUUGCACGAAAAAUGAUGGGUACCAAAUUAAAUAGUUUUACCAUGGCACUGGAUGGAACGGAUAAAGACGUUGAAGACGAAGAAUACAAAUCCCGCAGGCAGCUAAACAAAAGGGGUAAGAAUAAGAAGGAUACCAUCAAGGCCAAUAUUGAAGACGGGAGUCUCUGGGAAAACUAA